Planococcus citri (citrus mealybug) is the source of this 501-nucleotide messenger RNA. RefSeq lists its product as uncharacterized. The coding region runs from base 1 to 501 and encodes 166 amino acids. The transcript has a single exon. Gene Ontology annotation, molecular function: calcium ion binding. The record is from RefSeq and is a predicted model, not a curated record. Gene Ontology annotation, cellular component: endoplasmic reticulum. Lineage: Eukaryota; Metazoa; Arthropoda; Insecta; Hemiptera; Pseudococcidae.
AUGAAUUCGUAUUUUAAACUCACUAUUUGCGUAUUCGUGAUCUUACAAUGUUUACACAUCCAUACCGUGCACUCAAAAGACGUUCAUGACAUUGUAAAGGAGGCUGACAAAGAUGGCGAUGGAAAACUCAAUCAGGCGGAAUCUCUUGCUUAUCUCACUAAAACUCUUCCCCCUAAUUUAUCACAAGAAACGAUAAAAGCUGAAAUUGCCAAGUUGGAUAAGAAUCACGAUGGAUUUUUGACAGCCGAAGAAAUCGAUCCUCCCAAGAAUUCAAAGGAUGUUCAUGACAUUGUAAAGGAGGCUGACAAAGAUGGCGAUGGAAAACUCAAUCAGGCCGAAUCUCUCGCUUAUCUCACUAAAACUCUCCCUAAUUUGUCACAAGAAACGAUAAAAGCUGAAAUCACCAAGUUGGAUAAGAAUCACGAUGGGUUUUUGACAGCCGAAGAAAUCGAUCCUCCCUCAUUCACAACGACAACGACUAAACCAAAAUCGCAAGGAUAA